Messenger RNA from Meloidogyne enterolobii, 690 nucleotides. The record is from the annotation of a GenBank genome assembly. Lineage: Eukaryota; Metazoa; Nematoda; Chromadorea; Rhabditida; Meloidogynidae.
AUGAUACUGAACAAGACCCAUUUCCAAAAAGUUCGUCGUAUUAUUACGCGUGCAUUUUUACUUGGUUUUUUAUUUAUUCUUUGCAUUACUUUUAAUAUGCCUUGGAGUUAUCCUUCAAAUACAAUGGUUGUCCUUUUUAAUGCGCAAAGAAGGUUUUGGCCUCCAUGGCCGUUGCUUUGUCAUAGUCAUAAUGCCACUCAUUCCCUCACCUCUUUGCCUCGUGUUCGGCACGCAUUCACUCCUAUUCUUAUUUGUGGAUGGUCAGUCUUUUUAGCAGUCUGCCCAACAGUUCAAUCCCCUUCUCAAUUUGCCUUGCGCGACAUGCAUGUCCAUUCAAAUUCAGUACCCGUCCCCUACAGAAAAGUCAGUGCGGAGCACUUGCCUGUAGUUGCCUGUUUCAGUCCUCUUUUCUUUAAUGAAAGGUGGCAAUUAAUUAUUCCAACGUUGGAAAUUUAUCGACAAUAUGGGGUGUCAUUACAAGUAUAUUAUAUUCAAAGCAUGUUAGUCGAAAUUCUCGAUUUUAUGAGGAUUUAUGAAAAUGAAAAAAUUAUAAGAAUAGAAGCAUGGACAAAGUUUAAUAUAUCUAUGCCUGUUGAUAGCUCUUUUAAACCUUUAGAUUAUGACCCUAAUGCUGAGUUGGAAUGGAGGUGUUUUUAUUCAAAUAUUAAAUGGUUUUAUGAAUCAUUUUAA